Messenger RNA from Cornus florida, 2158 nucleotides. Its product is annotated as serine/threonine protein phosphatase 2A 57 kDa regulatory subunit B' beta isoform-like. Gene Ontology annotation, molecular function: protein phosphatase regulator activity. Gene Ontology annotation, biological process: signal transduction. The transcript is spliced from 3 exons. The coding region runs from base 296 to 1708 and encodes 470 amino acids. Gene Ontology annotation, cellular component: protein phosphatase type 2A complex. NCBI's taxonomy places the organism in Eukaryota, Viridiplantae, Streptophyta, Magnoliopsida, Cornales, Cornaceae. The record is from RefSeq and is a predicted model, not a curated record.
UAGAAAUCAAAGAAGAAAAGAGUAGUAGUUGUCUUUUCCUCUCUCAUUUUCUUUUAUUCUUUCCUGAUCACCACUACCAAACGCUCCCCAAUUGCUCGACCUUUCCCAUUCCUUCUAUGAUCCCAAACCCAUACAACAGAAUCUCACAGAUGGUUUCGGUCUUUCUCGCAUUUCGGAUCUGUCGUCGUCUUGGUCCAACUAAGGUUUCAAUUCGGUUGAUCAAUCAGUUCCGACUGACCUGAAUAGAACUAGGAAAAGUAUAUUAGGGCCACUGUUAGGGUUUAGAGUUUGAACCAUGUUCAAAAUUAUCAAACGAGGACAUCGUAAGGUCUCCAAAUCGGACGCCAUUGAGCCUCCCAUAUCAAAUCCCGCACUGAAUGAGAUCGUAAAUUCUCAGUCUACUGCAGCACCCAGUUCUGGUGUAGUAGAACCCUUACCAUUGUUGAGGGAUGUUUCGGUAUCGGAACGGCACAUUCUGUUUCUCCGAAAGCUUCAAAUUUGCGGCUUUAUGCUUGAUUUUUCGGAUGCAUUGAAGUCUCAGCAUGAAAUGGAGGUCAAGAGACAAACACUUUUGGAGCUUCUUGAUUUACUGCAGUCUGGGUCAUGUAAGUUGAAUGAAACUAUGCAGGAAGAGCUGAUUCGGAUGGCUUCCUUGAAUAUUUUCCGGUGUUUGCCCCCGGCUUCGCAUGAAAAUACAGGCACUGAGAGUGCUGACCUGGAAGAGGAUGAUAUGUAUUUGGAGCCGUCAUGGCCUCACUUGCAAAUUGUGUAUGAGUUACUUUUGAGGUAUAUUGUGUUACCCGAUACGGAUGCUAAGGUUGCUAAGCGGUAUAUUGAUCAUUCCUUUGUGUUGAAAUUGGUUGAUUUGUUUGAUUCGGAGGAUCCAAGAGAACGGGAGUAUUUGAAGACUAUUCUCCAUCGCAUCUACGGGAAAUUCAUGGUUCAUCGCCCCUUCAUAAGAAAGGCAAUAAACAAUAUUUUAUAUAGGUUUAUAUUUGAGACGGAGAGACAUAGUGGGAUUAAUGAGUUGUUGGAGAUUCUUGGAAGUAUAAUAAAUGGGUUUGCGCUUCCCAUGAAAGAGGAGCACAAGUUGUUCCUUGUUCGGGCGCUUAUUCCACUCCACAAGCCUAAAUGCAUCUCUGCUUACCAUCAACAAUUAUCAUACUGCAUCACACAGUUUCUGGAGAAAGACUACAAAUUGGCAGAUACUGUUAUUAGGGGAUUGUUGAAGUAUUGGCCGGUCACUAAUUGUGGCAAGGAGGUUCUCUUUCUUGGAGAACUAGAAGAAGUUUUGGAAGCAACACAACCUGCUGAAUUCCAACGCUGCAUGGUUCCUCUUUUCAGACAGAUUGGACGCUGCCUCAACAGUUCUCAUUUCCAGGUUGCAGAACGAGCUCUCUUCUUGUGGAACAAUGAACACAUAGUGAGCUUGAUUGCUCAGAAUCGACAUGUUAUAUUCCCUAUCAUCUUUGAAGCAUUAGAGAGGAACAUGCAGGGUCACUGGAAUCAGGCAGUCCAUGGCCUGACUGCCAAUGUUCGACGGAUGUUUCUAGAGAUGGACACCGUGUUGUUUGAAGAGUGCCAGAGGCAGUAUGUGGAGAGUGAAGCCAGGGCCAGAGAGUUAGAAGACCAGCGAGAGUUGGCAUGGAAGAGACUGGAAGCAGUUGCUGCCCAGACUGGUGGAGAGGACAUGGUUAUGGUUAAUUGAUCAACAAGUGGACUGAGAAGCUCUUCUUUAUCUCCGUUUGGUGGACAUUCUCUCUGAUCUGUUCAAGAUGUUUGAGGUUAUAUCGUGGCACUUGAGUGAUUUAGCUUAAAAGAAGGAAAAGAAAAUUUAUUUUAUGGGUGUCCUGCAAUUGGCGCAUGCUUAUGAAGAAUUUUCUGCUACUCUCUAUCACCUCUGCUGCAUAUUUCUCACUCCGACGAAGGAAAAUUAUUAAAUCAAAUUUUUUUUUUUUUUUUUUUCACUAAAUGGAGUGUCCUUUCGUCCGUAACAUUUUUGUCCCUGUGGAGGAAGGCUGUAUUUUCAUAAUUUUUGUCUUUUGUACAAGCAGCAGUAACCUAUGAUCAACCUUUUUCUUUUCCCUCUUUUCUCCUGUUUAGAACUGUUUGGUGGUUCAGUGUGAAUAUAAAUUCAUUUGCCCUGUUGAAUGUAAAA